Messenger RNA from Nymphalis io (European peacock), 2607 nucleotides. RefSeq names its product guanine nucleotide-binding protein G(o) subunit alpha (gene Galphao). Gene Ontology annotation, molecular function: GTPase activity; G protein-coupled receptor binding; GTP binding. The transcript has 8 exons. Lineage: Eukaryota; Metazoa; Arthropoda; Insecta; Lepidoptera; Nymphalidae. The record is from RefSeq and is a predicted model, not a curated record. The coding region runs from base 363 to 1427 and encodes 354 amino acids. Gene Ontology annotation, cellular component: heterotrimeric G-protein complex. Gene Ontology annotation, biological process: adenylate cyclase-modulating G protein-coupled receptor signaling pathway.
GCGCGGUCGCCGUCAGUCGUCACGGAGUGGAGCUGGUGCUUGUCAUCCGGCCGCCAUUAUCUCAUAUGAAUUCAUAAAAUCAAUUAAAGUUUUCGCUGUCGUUACGAGUUUGAGUGUCGUGUUUAGUAUAGGAUCGUGAAAGUUACGGGGAUUCGAUCGAUUUUACAAGUGUUUUAACACGCUGAAACAGUGAUCAGUGAUAUAGUUAGGUUACUGUGUUGAGUGUUAACGUUGUGUAGGGUGGCUCCGGUUAGGCCGGGGCGGCAGGACGCGAUCGGAGCGUAUGCAAAGGGAGCGGUGAGAGCGCGCCCGGCUCGGGAGUCGGGGCGGACGGCAGCCAGAGCACAGGAACAGCUGCCGACAUGGGUUGUACUCAGUCGGCCGAGGAGCGCGCGGCGGCUGCCCGAAGCCGACAGAUCGAGAGGGACUUGAAAGAGGAUGGCAUUCAAGCCUCUAAAGAUAUAAAGUUAUUGCUGCUAGGUGCUGGCGAGUCGGGAAAGAGUACUAUAGUUAAACAAAUGAAAAUCAUCCACGAGAGUGGCUUCACAAAUGAAGAUUUCAAACAGUAUCGGCCCGUGGUAUACAGCAACACGAUCCAGUCACUCGUAGCCAUAUUGCGCGCCAUGCCUAACCUGGGCAUCACCUAUGGGAAUAAGGAUCGAGAGAGCGACGGCAAGAUGGUAUUCGACGUCAUUCAACGGAUGGAAGACACGGAGCCGUUCAGCGAGGAACUGCUGGCGGCCAUGAAGAGGCUGUGGGCGGACGCCGGCGUGCAGGAGUGCUUCGGAAGAUCUAAUGAGUACCAGCUCAAUGACUCGGCUAAAUAUUUCCUCGAUGAUCUCGACCGGUUAGGUGCCAGAGACUAUCAGCCCACCGAGCAAGAUAUAUUAAGAACCAGAGUCAAAACCACCGGUAUCGUCGAAGUGCACUUCUCUUUCAAAAACCUCAAUUUCAAAUUGUUCGACGUGGGCGGACAGAGGUCGGAGAGAAAGAAAUGGAUUCAUUGCUUCGAAGAUGUGACCGCGAUCAUUUUCUGCGUCGCCAUGUCCGAGUAUGAUCAGGUCUUGCAUGAAGAUGAGACAACGAACCGUAUGCAAGAGAGUUUGAAACUGUUCGACUCGAUUUGCAACAACAAAUGGUUCACGGACACGAGCAUCAUUCUCUUCCUCAACAAGAAGGAUCUGUUUGAAGAGAAGAUCCGCAAGUCGCCGCUCACCAUUUGCUUCCCUGAGUACACGGGUGCGCAAGAGUACGGCGAAGCGGCGGCCUACAUCCAGGCGCAGUUCGAGGCCAAGAACAAGUCGACCACGAAGGAGAUCUACUGCCACAUGACGUGCGCCACCGACACCAACAACAUCCAGUUCGUGUUCGACGCCGUCACCGACGUCAUCAUCGCCAACAACCUGCGCGGCUGCGGCCUUUACUAACUGCCGCCGGCGAGACUAUCUCAACCUUUGUCUAUUCGUUAAUGUAAUACUUGCCGCGACGCCUCCGAGCGCCGACCGACCGCAGACCGACAGCCACCACGCCAGCAACACGCAAGUUGAAUAAAAAAUAUAUUCAAAAGUUACGUUUAUGAUGAUAAAAAAAAUUAAAUAAAUUUUCUAUUUGUCAAAAGGUUACGGACAAAAAAUAAAAGCAUUCGUCAUUUAAGAAUAUAUAACACCAUAAACUAAAAUAUAAUGUAAUAUUUGGAUAAAUUGGCCCCCGAGUAUUCGUCGUGGCGCGGUGUCAGCUGCGGAUAGCGAGCCGGGUCCGGCGCCGGCUGCGUCCGUACGUUCAGUUCGCGCCGGGCUCGGUCGCGGCGCUCGGAUGCGACGAGCGGACCAGUGAACGAUUUUUUCAUAAUAUUUAUCAUAGAAUGUAUUUUUGUGGUCGUACAGCAGUGUUACUCCCGCUCCCCGCUCCGGUACGGAGAGAUCCGAGCGCACAGUUACGCGUAUCAUUUAGUUUUACGAGCAGUAAGCUUCCUGGAUACCGCCGGCGUGCAGGCCCCGGGGGCGUCCCGGGCUCUCGAUGAGGUCGGUGCGCAACUAGACCCACUCUCUCCCACUUGUAUUAUAAAUCAUCGUUUAAAUGACAUUCGAAUUUCGAACUAAAAAACACGCAUCCCCGUUUUAGUUAUGUUGCAAUUUUAGCUAUCUAUUGUUCAAUUCUAAAUUUUGGUGCUAGGCGUUAAUCGGUAUGAAGUUGGUUGUGUACGCGGUCUAGUUGCGACGCCGGCGAUCGCUCCGGACACAUGUGCUUAUAUACUCACUCUCUUACGGACCAAAAACAGAAAGGAACCAAUAUUUAGCAAGAACGGUAGUGGUGCUCGACUACGUUCACAGGCCUACUUUAACUGUUACAAAAUAUCAUUCCAUUAUUAGGUAUCACUUACGAUGAAAAAUUUAUUUUUUAUAAACUUUUGAAUGCACAAACUGUUACCGGUUCGGAUUAAGGGGAUUCGUUUCGCGUGCAUCGCGUCUAACCGUAAGCUAAGAUUGUAUCCUCGGACGAGUCAAGUAUUGUUUAAGUUAAGCGACGUACUAUGCACAAACAAACUGUUUAUUCCUAUGAUAUAAUUAGUUUCUUAAUGCCAUAUACAAAUAUAUAUAUAUAAUUCUU